GAAAGUAAACAAUUGCAUGUCAAAAACGAAUGUCGUUUGUGCGUUUUCCUGUUUAAUUUUGCUAAAACUCUUAAUUUUCUAGCUUUUCCGCUUAAAAAAUGGAUGAGCUAGAACAACUGGAACACCUUUCUUUGGUGUCGAAGAUAUGCACGGAGCUGGAAAACCAUUUGGGAUUGAACGACAAGGAUUUGGCUGAAUUCAUUAUCGAUUUGGCGGAGAAAAAUCCCUCUCUUGAAGCGUUCAAACGGGUCCUAGCCGAGAAUGGUGCAGAGUUUGCAGAAUCGUUCACAUCCAAUCUGCUCCGAAUCAUCCAGUUGAUGAAGCCUGCCAAGGGAAAAGGCGGCGGCGGUGCUGUGGAUUUCGAGGACGAUGACCGAGUGGGUGGAUUGGCUGUGAAAUUUCCGGGUUUGGCCAUUCCGAACUCUAAGAAAGGAUACGAAUCGGACGCGGGGGAGGACGAUGAGGAUGAAAAACUGGAUAAGACUAAAGUAGGAGGUUCGAAGAAUGAAGUCGACGACAUGUUCGCUGAGUUGGAAAGUAUGGCUCCGUCUACAUCAUCUGGCAAGGGUGAACACAAGAAGUCUCGCGAGCAACAGGAGGUUGAGAAUAUGUUCGCAGAGCUGGAAAAUUUGGCACCAUCAUCGUCCAAAGAUGAACGAGAUGAAAAGCGAAGGGACCGGAGGAGUCGCUCGAAGGAUAGGAAGCGAAGUAGGUCAAGGGACAGAAAAAGGAGUAAAUCAAAGGAUAGAAAGAGGAGCCGAUCGAGGGAUAGAAAAAGAAGUAGGUCAAGAGAUCGAAGGAGAAGUCGAUCUCGUGAUCGUGAUCGGAGAAGACGAUCGAGUUCCCGGCACAGAUCCAGAUCAAGGGAUCGAGAACGGAGACAUAGGAGCAAAAGUCGGGAUCGUGAAAGAGAUCGGCGACAUAGACGAAGUCGUAGUAGAUCGCGGGAUCGACAUCGAAGACAUAGGAGUGGUUCCCGGGACUUCGAGCGCCGACCGCCGCCAAUGCCAGAAGAACCAGAGCCGGGAAAAAUCUACGAUGGAAGGGUAGUCAAUAUAGUGGCGUUUGGAUGUUUCGUUCAGUUGACCAGCUUCCGGAGAAAAAAGGAAGGUUUGGUUCAUAUUUCGCAGCUAUCGUCGGAAGGUAGAGUGAAUAGCGUAACGGACGUUGUCAAUCGUGGCGAUAACGUGAAAGUGAAAGUAAUUUCGAUCGCAGGGCAGAAAAUAUCGCUCUGUAUGAAGGACGCAGAUCAGCAAACUGGGCAAGACUUGAAUCCUCUGUCGCACGCUCAUUUGCAGGAAAAUAGUGAUCUGGCUAAUAGAAACCCGGAUCGACCGAUGAAUGUUCCGUCUAUGCUCAAUUUGCAAGACAACGUGGAAUCUAUAGAGGAGACAUCGAGAAAGAAAGUGACUCGCAUAUCCAGUCCGGAGCGAUGGGAGAUCAAGCAAAUGAUCUCGUCGGGAGUAAUUGAUCGCAGUGAAAUGCCUGAUUUCGAUGAGGAGACCGGUUUGCUUCCGAAGGAUGAAGACAGCGAGGCGGAUAUUGAAAUUGAAAUAGUUGAAGAUGAGCCUCCAUUCUUGCAAGGACAUGGUAGAGCACUUCAUGAUUUAUCGCCCGUUAGGAUUGUAAAAAAUCCAGAUGGUUCUUUGGCGCAAGCCGCUAUGAUGCAAUCUGCUUUGGCUAAGGAGCGUCGCGAGCAAAAAAUGCUUCAGCGGGAGCAGGAGAUGGACUCGGUUCCGGCGAAUAUGAAUAAGAAUUGGAUUGAUCCACUGCCGGAGGAAGACACUCGUUCAUUGGCAGCAAAUGUUCGAGGCGUUGGAAUGACCAUGCAAGAUGUGCCGGAGUGGAAGAAGGCGAUUAUCGGUGGAAAGAAAUCCUCUUAUGGUAAAAAGACGGACAUGAGUCUGGUGGAACAACGCCAAUCGCUGCCAAUCUACAAGUUGAGAGAUGAUCUGAUCAGAGCCGUAACGGAUAAUCAAAUUUUGAUUGUUAUCGGAGAGACUGGUUCGGGGAAAACUACGCAGAUUACGCAAUAUCUUGCGGAAUGUGGCUUCAUUGCCAGGGGGAAGAUUGGGUGUACUCAACCGCGUCGUGUGGCUGCCAUGUCGGUGGCCAAACGUGUUGCCGAAGAAUAUGGUUGCCGUUUGGGGCAGGAAGUCGGUUAUACGAUCCGUUUUGAGGACUGCACCAGUCAGGAAACUGUAAUAAAAUACAUGACAGACGGUAUGUUGCUUCGUGAGUGUCUUGUGGAUUUGGAUCUGAAAUCGUACUCGGUUAUUAUGCUGGAUGAGGCGCACGAAAGGACAAUCCACACAGAUGUGCUGUUCGGACUGCUGAAACAAGCCGUGCAAAGACGACCGGAGCUGAAACUGAUAGUGACCUCGGCCACGCUGGAUGCCGUCAAGUUUUCGCAGUAUUUCUUUGAGGCUCCCAUUUUUACCAUACCCGGUCGGACGUUCCCGGUGGAGAUGCUGUACACUAAGGAGCCCGAGACGGACUAUUUGGAUGCAUCGUUGAUAACGGUCAUGCAAAUCCACUUACGUGAACCCCCCGGCGACAUUCUGCUCUUCCUCACCGGUCAGGAAGAAAUUGACACUGCCUGCGAAAUUCUGUACGAGCGGAUGAAAUCUCUCGGCCCGGACGUUCCUGAACUGAUUAUCCUCCCUGUUUAUUCGGCUCUGCCCUCGGAAAUGCAAACUCGUAUUUUCGAUCCGGCUCCACCCGGUAGCCGAAAGGUGGUCAUAGCUACGAACAUCGCAGAGACUUCACUCACCAUCGACGGUAUCUACUACGUGGUUGAUCCAGGCUUCGUCAAACAGAAGGUAUACAACUCGAAAACAGGGAUGGAUUCCCUGGUUGUUACACCGAUUUCUCAAGCAGCCGCCAAACAGAGAGCCGGUCGUGCCGGGCGAACUGGGCCGGGUAAAGCAUAUCGUUUGUACACGGAACGAGCCUACCGAGAUGAAAUGCUCCCAACUCCAGUACCGGAAAUCCAACGAACUAAUCUUGCAACUACGGUUCUCCAGCUGAAAACGAUGGGAAUUAACGAUUUACUACAUUUUGACUUCAUGGAUGCCCCACCAGUUGAAUCACUGGUGAUGGCCUUGGAGCAACUUCAUUCCCUAUCGGCACUGGACAACGAAGGUCUGCUCACACGGUUGGGUCGUCGAAUGGCCGAAUUCCCUCUUGAACCUAAUCUGUCUAAAAUGUUAAUCAUGUCCGUGGCGUUGCAAUGUUCCGAUGAAAUCCUCACAAUCGUUUCUAUGCUGUCUGUGCAGAACGUUUUCUACCGACCGAAGGAUAAGCAAGCUCUAGCCGACCAGAAGAAAGCCAAAUUUAAUCAAAUCGAGGGCGACCAUUUGACGUUGCUGGCGGUGUAUAACAGCUGGAAGAAUAACAAAUUCUCCAACGCGUGGUGCUACGAAAAUUUCGUUCAGAUAAGAACGCUCAAACGGGCCCAGGAUGUCCGAAAACAACUGUUGGGCAUUAUGGAUAGACACAAGUUAGAUGUGGUCUCCGCCGGAAAGAACACCGUUCGAGUGCAGAAGACUAUUUGUUCUGGAUUCUUCCGGAAUGCUGCCAAAAAGGAUCCGCAGGAAGGGUAUCGUACGUUGGUUGAUUCGCAGGUGGUUUACAUCCAUCCCUCGAGUGCGCUGUUCAAUCGACAACCUGAGUGGGUUGUCUACCACGAAUUGGUCCAAACCACGAAGGAGUACAUGCGGGAAGUGACAACGAUCGAUCCCAAGUGGCUGGUAGAGUUUGCACCGGCUUUCUUCCGCUUCUCAGAUCCUACGAAGUUGAGCAAGUUCAAGAAAAACCAACGUCUGGAACCGCUGUACAACAAAUACGAAGAACCCAACGCGUGGCGUAUCAGCCGAACCCGAAGGAGACGAAACUAAGCAAAAAUUCGUUCUGUUUAUUACUUUAUUCUAGUGUUCUCUUACAUCAAUUAAGCAUCCUAAAUACAUUAGGACUAAACAGUAUCACCCCCAAUGCAGAUGCACUGGUAA
This is a messenger RNA of Armigeres subalbatus, 4010 nucleotides long. It is a transcript of the gene pea, whose product is annotated as ATP-dependent RNA helicase DHX8. The transcript has 4 exons. The record is from RefSeq and is a predicted model, not a curated record. Gene Ontology annotation, cellular component: catalytic step 2 spliceosome; intracellular anatomical structure. Gene Ontology annotation, molecular function: RNA helicase activity; RNA binding; ATP binding. Lineage: Eukaryota; Metazoa; Arthropoda; Insecta; Diptera; Culicidae. Bases 99 to 3899 code for a protein of 1266 amino acids. Gene Ontology annotation, biological process: mRNA splicing, via spliceosome; spliceosomal complex disassembly.